This is a messenger RNA of Dama dama (fallow deer), 634 nucleotides long. RefSeq names its product ribosomal protein S24 (gene RPS24). Lineage: Eukaryota; Metazoa; Chordata; Mammalia; Artiodactyla; Cervidae. Gene Ontology annotation, biological process: translation. Gene Ontology annotation, molecular function: structural constituent of ribosome. The transcript is spliced from 6 exons. Gene Ontology annotation, cellular component: ribosome. Bases 138 to 530 code for a protein of 130 amino acids. The record is from RefSeq and is a predicted model, not a curated record.
UUGGCGAGGUCGGCCUCAGGGUCCGGCCACGCCCCCACGUCGGCGCGGUCCGGGGACCUUCCGUGAGCGUUGAUAUGAUUGGCCGGAGAAGUUUAGCCCUCUUUUCCUCCCUGGCUGCUUGAAGAUCAGCCGCCAUCAUGAACGACACAGUAACUAUCCGGACUAGGAAGUUCAUGACCAACCGACUGCUUCAGCGGAAACAAAUGGUCAUUGAUGUUCUUCACCCUGGAAAGGCAACAGUACCUAAAACAGAAAUUCGGGAAAAACUGGCCAAAAUGUACAAGACCACACCAGAUGUCAUCUUUGUAUUUGGAUUCAGAACCCAUUUUGGUGGUGGCAAGACAACUGGCUUCGGCAUGAUUUAUGACUCCUUGGAUUACGCGAAGAAGAAUGAGCCCAAACAUAGGCUUGCAAGACAUGGCCUGUAUGAGAAGAAAAAGACCUCAAGAAAACAGCGAAAAGAACGCAAGAACAGAAUGAAGAAAGUCAGGGGGACUGCAAAGGCCAAUGUUGGUGCUGGCAAAAAGUGAGCUGGAGAUUGGACAACAGAAGGAGUAAAGAUUCUGCAGUGACUGUAUCUGUGGUGCUUGUGCAGAUUUUUCAUGAAAGAAUAAACUAAGACCUUUUCCAUGUC